Scylla paramamosain (green mud crab) is the source of this 5423-nucleotide messenger RNA. RefSeq names its product sodium- and chloride-dependent GABA transporter 1-like (gene Gat). Gene Ontology annotation, cellular component: plasma membrane; neuron projection. The transcript has 14 exons. NCBI's taxonomy places the organism in Eukaryota, Metazoa, Arthropoda, Malacostraca, Decapoda, Portunidae. Gene Ontology annotation, molecular function: gamma-aminobutyric acid:sodium:chloride symporter activity. The record is from RefSeq and is a predicted model, not a curated record. Bases 454 to 2355 code for a protein of 633 amino acids. Gene Ontology annotation, biological process: sodium ion transmembrane transport.
GCCUAGUGUGUGUUGGCACUUCUAGUGGGUAGGUUGGCCCAGGAGGCGCGCGGGAACAGUGCAUGACUGGAGACGUAGCCAAGGAAGGAGGAGUACAGUGCCACCCCGCCGUGCCCCUCGUGCACCCCCCGCAAUUGUGACGCCAAAGACUCUAGCCUGUAAAGACUUUAGCAUACAUGCGGACUCUGGCGUCCACGAGUGAACCCUCCGCUGCCCCCGCCCAUCGACACUCGCCGCCCAUGAGCGAGUGAAGAACACCGCCACCACCACCGACACUAACACGACCUCCGCCAGCACCUCCACCUCCGCCACCACUACCACCACCACCACUUGCAUGCAGUAGGGCUUCGCUGUAACCUCGACCAGCACCGAACCCGCACACCGUACGCAUCACCACCGCUUGCAUCACCCAGCGCCACCAUUACCAACGAGGACAGCAGCCCGCAGCCCGCCAUGGAGGGAGACGAGAAGAACAAGGCGAAAGCUGUAGGGGGAGGAGGCGGCGGCGAAGGCGGAGGGCUAGAGAUGACGCAGUACGGCCUCAAUGGUACCUCGCUCCCGCAGACGCCCAACGAUGCCGCCGUUCAACCCAAGGGUCUGGACCCCGAGACGGCCUUGCGAGGCGCCUGGAGCAACCAUUUGGACUUUAUCCUUUCUCUAGUCGGUAACGCCAUCGGUAUCGGCAACGUGUGGCGCUUCCCCUACCUCUGCUACAAGAACGGCGGCGGCGCCUUCCUCAUUCCCUACCUGCUGACGGUGUUCUGCUGCGGGGUGCCCACCUUCUUCCUGGAGGUGUCCAUGGGGCAGUUCCUUGGCACAGGAGGUCUUACGGUAUGGAGAAUCAGCCCCAUCUUCAAGGGUGUGGGCUACGGCGCCGCGGUAAUGUCAGUCUGGCUCAACAUCUAUUACAUCAUCGUAUUGUGCUGGGGCCUCUUCUACUUCGUCAUGUCUCUCACUUCAGAGCUGCCUUGGGGCGCGUGUGGCAACUACUGGAACACGGAGACCUGCGUGUCGCCCUACAAUCGCAGCUCCCUGGAGUGUUGGGACGAGAGUUUCAACUCGACGGCCACUGAGAGUUUCUGUAAGCUGGGCAACCUGUCUCGUGUCAGCGUGCAGAACCUUAGCGACCCCGUCAAGGAGUUCUGGGAAAAACGCGCCCUGCAGAUCUCCGACGGCAUUGAUCACCCCGGCAGUAUACGCUGGGAGCUGGCCCUCACACUGCUGGUGGUCUGGAUCCUCUGCUACUUCUGCAUCUGGAAGGGAGUCAAAUGGACCGGCAAGGUGGUGUACUUCACGGCUCUCUUCCCCUACAUCCUGAUGUUCGUUCUCUUCAUCCGCGGAGUGACGCUGCCGGGAGCAAUGACUGGCAUCCGCUACUACCUUAUACCUGACGUGGAGAAGCUCAAGGACAUCACGGUGUGGGUGGAGGCUGUGUCGCAGGUGUUCUGGUCUUAUGCUCUCGUGUUGGGAUCCCUCAUCGCCCUGGGGUCCUACAAUAAGUUCCACAACAACUGCUAUCGGGACUCCCUCAUCCUGUGUACCAUCAACUCUUGCACCUCCUUCUUCGCCGGGUUCGUCAUCUUCUCGGUGGUGGGCUUCAUGGCGGAGCAACAGAAGAAAGAGGUCGCCGAUGUGGCUGCCUCAGGACCUGGUCUCGCUUUCCUCGCUUACCCUUCGGCGGUGCUGCAGCUGCCGGUGUCGCCUCUGUGGUCCGCCCUCUUCUUCCUCAUGUUCAUUAUGCUGGGACUCGACUCUCAGUUCUGCACCAUUGAGGGUUUCAUCACGGCCGUGUCUGACGAGUGGCCCAAAUACCUCCGCAAGUACAAGGAACUCUUCAUCGCCAUCGUCUGCGUCCUCUCUUACAUUGUUGGAUUGUCCUGCGUCACUGAGGGUGGAAUGUACGUGUUCCAAGUGCUGGACUCGUACGCCGCCUCAGGGAUGUGCCUCAUCUUCCUCAUCAUGUUCGAGUGCAUCGCCAUUGGCUGGGGCUACGGCGCCGACAAGUGGUACGACAACGUCAAGGAGAUGAUCGGGUACUACCCCUUCUUCUGGUGGAAGAUGUGCUGGAUGUUCGUCACCCCCGCCAUCUGCUUCGGUGUGUUCAUGUUCAACGUCGUGAUGUGGUCGCCGCCUAAGUACGUGGACUACGAGUUCCCGGGAUGGACCCACUUCGUCGGCUGGCUGAUGGCUCUCUCCUCCAUGACUUGCAUCCCGGGCUACGCCAUCUACAAAUUCGUCACCUCGCCUCACCCCGGGACUUGGCAACAGAGGUUAUAUGCCAUCACACGGCCGGAGGUGGACCUCAAUGCCCUGAAGAAUAAGUAUGGAAGCAGGGAGAGCGCCACACCAGUUUAGAGAAUUCGUCAGCACACCACCACCACCACCACCAUCCUCACCCGCUUGUGCAGGGCGUGCGUCAAUCCGGCUGGGACGGCUCUUUCAUAGGUACAGUUUGUGAGGGUUAAGAAACGCGGACAACAUCAGACAGACAGAGAGCCGACCAGGAAGACCUGCAAGGGUGCAACCUCAGAAGCUUGGUGUAAGUUGUGGCGUCAGGUCAAAGAGCACGCAAUAGUCACACGGUGGUCAGCUUCCCAGGGCGGGUCAUGGGAAGCAGCAGCAGGGAGCCAGGUGGUCACAGUGGCGUUCUGUGCUGUACCGCCGCCCAUGGUAUGCUAUGGCUAUGGCUGCUCCGUAAUUUAGCCUUUUCCUUGUUGAUAAAUGACAGAAUACCUUAUAUUUAUAGACUUAAUGUAUGAACAAUUUAGCUUUGUUUUUGGAUGAAAUGCUUUAAAAGGAAGACCAGGUGUUGUAGCGAGUGGAGCUGAGUGUUCAGCCUGUAGGACCACGAGAACCACUCACCCUCUCGGCUGCAGGAGGAACUAGUCAGAAAUUAAUUUAAUCUUUCCCCUCAGUGUUUUUAACUGUUACUUGGCUCAGCACGUCUCCUCAGCAUACUGCUGCUUCCGUCACUGGAACCUCGAUCCAAGUGACUUUAGUUCAUAACUGUGUCUUAGAAGUUCAGUGGCCCAGCGCGCGCCAGGGGCGGCCAGUGUUGCUGAUCCACUGCAGCAGUCCGGCGCGGUUGGGGACCGGAACUUUACCUCACAUCUUUAUGGAGACAUUUAUGCAUCGUGUUUGCACCGUAAUGAUAUUUGUUGUACAGUUUGAAUGUUUAUAGUUGAAAUAUAUAGAUGGCGCUUCGGCCAAGUAAAAUGUUUGGAUGUAUUUAAACAGCUGAAACACUUGAGAGAAUUAUAAUCAUUAGUCUUGCCUUAUCGCCUUUUCCCUUUCGACAGAGAAAUACUUUUGUGCUCAGAAAGCAAGACAUAGAGUAAUACAUAUUUUUUAAUUUUCAAAGUUUGGACUAACUUAUAUAUAAACUUCAGAAUAGUAUAUUUCGCUGAAUACCAAUGAUAAAUGAAGGCAUUGCAGGGUGUAGCCCUAUUAUUUAUUAAGCAGUACGUAGUGUUCGUGAGGCGGGUGGCGCCACACUCACGGGCCGCAGGUCACUGUACAGUGUACGAUUACAAACAGACGCACUUGUGUCGAGCCUCAGCAGCCCACAGGACGCCCAGCUGCUCCAUUUCUACGUAAUUAAAGAGAAACGCUUACAAAAGAAACGAAAAAAAAAAAGUGUAUCAAAAUUGACCAAAGAAUAAUCGAUUGAGAUGUUUCAUGUUUUUUCUUGGUUCCGGCAGCGGCGAUGCAGCGCCAGCCUGGGGCUGCUGAGGCGGAUUCCCACAGUGCCUCUAGCAAGAUUACUUUGCAAAGGGCUUCCAGACGGUCUUCCAUUUUUCAGGAUACUUGUGCAUAUCAAAAUGAUAGGUAAUAUUAGUAGUUUGAACAAACCUUGUAAAACGUUGUUCUGUAGAGUAGGUGUUGUUGUCGCGGGACCAAGGCAACGAAUGCCCAUUGGGUCUUCCAGCUUGUAAAGGAGGAAAUAGUAGGUAGUGGUCCGUGGACGCCCCUACACGUAGACACUUCAGUAUCGUGACCUUGUUGUCAAGUCGCUACGGUUCAUAAGUUAGCUUUGUCUUCCAUGUUGUUGGCCCCGUCUCCACAUAGGUCACAGUAGAUUGUAUGCGAGCAAUAACACCACAUAAUAUUGCAGUCGAUUCCCUGUACUAAGCGUUGUAUCUAUACCUCUGAGUCCCCUUUUCUGGUCCUAGACUAUUCCUCUGACCAUCCUGAAGUCACUUGAUGUGCUCUUGUUGAAUCUAGUUACGUAGGCCGUGCUGAUGAAGCUUCUUGUCUUCGUUCUCUCUGUCUUACCUUCAUAUACAUAUAUUAUACAUAUAUAGAUGUUCGGGUUUUAGCCAAUGAGAAUUCUUCAUCAAUGGAACUGGAAUAGAACUGCCAAUAAGGUGAUGGUACUGUUGGAGCCUUGCGUGCCCCACCAAUCAACCAUCCCUCCAGCCAAUCAGCGCACGAGUAGGAGUGUGACACGCCUCGCUCUGGCUCCUCCCUUUUCUCAGAUGCCCUCUUCUGAUUGGCUGAAACUUUUUUUUUUUUUUUUAACUUUGUAAAUUACAUGCACUACCAAAAUGUGAAUUAUGUAAUGAAGGUAUGUUGGUUUUGUGUACAUGUUAUGUGUUAAGACAAUGUUUUGCACCGACUCGUUAAAAAGUACUCAGUAUCUAUUAUAUUAUAAGAAUUUAGUGCUUAAGAAAACUUCUAUCUUCUUGAUUGCGUGAAACUUUACUGUAAAACUUUGGUGUUAGGUUAUGCAUGUCUGGAGGUAUCCUCAACACUCUUGUCAGAAGACCUGGUUGUUCAAGCUUUGUUGUUUUCCUACACACACGCAGGCAACAUCAGCGCGAGUACAAAAGAGGCGAUCCCACAGCCCCGAGCAGGUAGUGCCGCUAACGACCACCCUGACUCUUGUUACAUAUCACACAGGUAAACUUACCAGUCUUCAGUAGACCAGUGUUUAGAUACUAACCCUGGACUGCACGUGGGAAAUUUAUACUUUUGGGGACUGUUGAAGUCAUAGUUUUGCAGGAGGCUUGCCGGGCAGGACCAGCGGUGUGCCUCUGCCCUGCUGGCCUGCACGCGGCACCUCCACAUUUUUGUACAGCUGGUCUCGCUGGUCUAACAAGUAGUGUAAAACUUAUAAGAACAUUUGUUGAUUACCAUUAUAAUGUGGCUUUAAUUAGAAGUUGGUAUAUGUACAUAUGUUUGUGUGUAUGCAAGCGUUAGUAGAGGAACAAUCACUUUAAAGAAUCACUUCUCACCAUCAACAAACACACAAACCAACACGUAAUGUCAACAAAGCUUAUGUAUCUCUCACACGUUUCGCAAUUUCUGGAAUUGUAUCUACACACUAUGUAUCUAACUAUCUUUAUCUUCUGUGGCUUCAGUCUGUUUAAGAACAUGAAGAUGUAAAACUUAAUCUUUGAAAUAAAAUAAAAACAGAAAAA